Molecule: messenger RNA, 1545 nt
Organism: Daucus carota subsp. sativus
Lineage: Eukaryota; Viridiplantae; Streptophyta; Magnoliopsida; Apiales; Apiaceae
Product: probable protein arginine N-methyltransferase 1
Exons: 9
Coding region: 145-1263 (372 amino acids)
Biological process (GO): peptidyl-arginine methylation
Cellular component (GO): nucleus
Molecular function (GO): protein-arginine N-methyltransferase activity
Source: RefSeq, a predicted model, not a curated record
CCACCAAAAUGGUGAAGGGUCAGCAGUGGGGAGUACGACGCCGUAUUUGUCAUUUGCACAUACAUAUAUAGCAUUUGAUAAACAAGAGCGGCUCCCAAUUGGAAUCGAAAACCCUAAACCCUAUACACAGAUAAACCCUAGGAUAUGAAUACUUCACAGAAGCCCUCAAAAAUAAAAUUCGAGUACGAGGAAGACAAUGAAUUGGAAGGAACAGCAACAGGUAGCUCCAUUCUCGAAGAGGAUUCUGCCAUGUGUGACCUCGACGGCUCUCUCAUCGGCGCCGACCAGACCAGCGCCGACUAUUACUUCGAUUCCUAUUCUCACUUCGGUAUUCAUGAAGAGAUGCUGAAGGAUGAAGUGAGAACCAAGACUUACCAAAAUGUGAUUUAUAAAAAUAGCUUUUUAUUUAAGGACAAGAUAGUACUCGAUGUAGGUGCUGGAACAGGGAUAUUAUCUCUCUUCUGUGCCAAAGUGGGGGCAAAACACGUAUAUGCGGUUGAGUGCUCUCAGAUGGCGGACAUGGCACAUGAAAUUGUCAAGGCUAAUGGUUUUUCUAAUGUUAUAACAGUUUUGAAAGGCAAAAUUGAGGAAAUUGAGCUUCCAGUUCCACAAGUGGAUAUUAUAAUUUCUGAAUGGAUGGGAUAUUUUUUGCUGUAUGAAAACAUGCUUAAUACAGUUCUAUAUGCUCGGGAUAAGUGGCUAGUUAACAAUGGACUUGUGCUACCUGAUAAAGCUGCUCUCUAUUUGACAGCAAUUGAGGAUGCUGAGUACAAAGAAGACAAAAUUGAUUUUUGGAACAAUGUAUAUGGGUUUGACAUGAGCUGCAUUAGGAAGCAAUCCAUGAUGGAACCGCUUGUUGACUCUGUUGACCAGAAGCAGAUUGUUACAAAUUGCCAGAUGCUCAAAACCAUGGACAUAUCGAAGAUGACAAUGGGCGAUGCUUCAUUUACCGCCCCUUUUAAGCUCACAGCAGAACGUGAUGAUUACAUUCACGCUCUUGUAGCAUACUUUGACGUGUCAUUUACGCAGUGUCAUAAAUUGACAGGCUUCUCAACAGGGCCAAAGUCGCGGGUGACACACUGGAAGCAGACAGUACUAUACCUAGAAGACGUGCUCACAAUAUGUGAAGGGGAGACAAUAACUGGGAGCAUGACCGUGUCACAAAACAAGAAAAAUCCUCGUGAUAUUGACAUCACUGUCAAGUAUGCAUUAAGUGGUCGACGGUGUGCAAUCUCGAGAACCCAAAGUUACAAAAUGCGGUAGUUUCUACAGUUCUGGUGGCUUACAGAAAGUUGGAUUUUGUACAAUGAGGGAAUGCCCACAUAUUCUUAUUGAAGUUGGAAGAUCCCCAUCUGUUUGAAUUAUAUGUCACGUACUUUUGUGAUUGAUUUUUAGAUGCUCAGUAGUUUGUUUAAGCCUUCUAUUCCCCUUUGCCCCUUUCAUAUAUAAUCCAUGGAUUGAUUUUUUGAAACCUUGAUGUAAGGAGCUGAAUGUAACAUUAUAUAUUUUAGGAAUAUAAUUUAUGGAUUUUUUCUUGGAUUACUA